AAGCACGGAUGCUCUCUCUCCAGCUCGCUGUUCGCCCGGCUGUUUCCUCCGAGGGACUUCAGGGUUAGCUUCCUCAAAUCCCAGUAGGGAUUGAGUCGUGCCAUUGGUCCAGGAGUUAGGAUUGCUGGUGUUCGGUUUGUCUUACCCUCCUUACCGCCCAAAUGAAAUUUCCACUUUCCUUGAUCUUGUUGAUCUUGUGUGUGUGUGGAAUUCCUGAGCGAGACCUUUGUCGGUGAGGAGAGUUCAAUAGCUUUGUUGAGAACGCUUUGGAGUUCUUGCGAGUAGUUCGUAUUAUCUUGCAUCAUAGCAGGAGCAAUAAUCAUGGUCAUAAUCUAUCAUAAUCUCGGAACAACAGCAGCAGCAGCAGCAGCAGCAGCAGUAUGGCCCAGAUCCUCGGAAGACGUAAGACGCAAGGGGGAAGAGGUGGGGAAACGGAGAGAAGUGUGUGUGUGUGAUUUGUUUUGUACAAUAGUUCAGAUCAAAUUCUUCGGAUCAAGAGCGACGUGGUCCUUGUCCACGUCCACGUCGACCUCUCUGCAUUCGUCUAUGCUUUUUUCAUCCGAGGACACGAGAGGGGAGGGAGGGGAAGACAGUCACGAGGAGGGGAGAACCGAUGGUUCGUUUUGGACUGGACGAGAUAAUUGGGAAUUCUGUACGACGGUACAGUAUGUACUGACAGUAAGAAACCUCUUUCUCUCCGUUUCUGUGGUUUACACAGAAAGAAAGAGCUUAGUAUUGGUGGUACUGAUAAUCCCAGUGAUCGAUCAGAAACAUACUGAGGGGGUCACAUCACGUCACGAUUCGGCAGGGUGCAGGUCGGUGUGAACAGGCCGACCUGUGUGUGCAGUUUGGUCUGGAACCAUCUCUAUCCUGUAUAGUACUUUUUGCAAUGUUGUUCGUUGGACUAGUUAGACUAUCGGGGUCUGAAAAAUGAGGAAAAUCUUCCUGAUCAGCCUUGUGGGUCUAUAAUCACGGAUCAGUUGAUCACGGG
Molecule: messenger RNA, 991 nt
Organism: Aspergillus homomorphus CBS 101889
Lineage: Eukaryota; Fungi; Ascomycota; Eurotiomycetes; Eurotiales; Aspergillaceae
Exons: 1
Coding region: 322-825 (167 amino acids)
Source: RefSeq, a predicted model, not a curated record